AUGCCAAUUGCUAAUGGCGACGUUACAUCUGAAGGCGAUUCACAUGCGUCUCUUAAUCUGAAAGUCGCUUCUCCAGAUGAUGGUGACGUGUAUUUCAGAAUUAAGAACACCACAAAACUGAAGAAGCUGAUGCAAGCUUACUGUGAUCGUCAGUCGUUGGAUCGCAAUUCCGUCGUCUUCACCUUUAACGGUCGACGCCUUGGAGGAGACCAAACUUCACAACAGGUUUUGUAA
This is a messenger RNA of Striga hermonthica, 234 nucleotides long. The record is from the annotation of a GenBank genome assembly. NCBI's taxonomy places the organism in Eukaryota, Viridiplantae, Streptophyta, Magnoliopsida, Lamiales, Orobanchaceae.